Messenger RNA from Echinops telfairi (small Madagascar hedgehog), 2935 nucleotides. It is a transcript of the gene WFS1, whose product is annotated as wolframin ER transmembrane glycoprotein. The transcript is spliced from 7 exons. The coding region runs from base 4 to 2565 and encodes 853 amino acids. The record is from RefSeq and is a predicted model, not a curated record. Gene Ontology annotation, biological process: calcium ion homeostasis; endoplasmic reticulum unfolded protein response. Gene Ontology annotation, cellular component: endoplasmic reticulum; endoplasmic reticulum membrane. NCBI's taxonomy places the organism in Eukaryota, Metazoa, Chordata, Mammalia, Afrosoricida, Tenrecidae.
AGCAUGGACCCCAGCACCCCUCCUCCGAUGAACCCUGCCCAUCCGCCGCCCCAGGCCCGGGCCCGGCUCAACGCCACUGCCUCGCUGCCGGAGCAGGACCUCGAGGACCCCCGAGCAAGGCCCGCCCAGAGCCCAGUGUUUGGGAGGGAGAACACGGCGCCCCCCUUCGAGGAGAUCCUGGAGAAAGCCAAGGCCGGGGACCCGAAAGCGCAGACAGAGGUGGGGCGGCACUUCCUGCGGCUGGCCUGCGAGGGGGACGAGGAGCUCAACAGCUGCACCGCCGUCGGCUGGCUGGUCCUCGCCGCAAAGCAGGGCCGCCGGGAGGCCGUCCGACUGCUGAGCCAGUGCCUGGCAGACAGGAAAGGAAUCACAUCGGAGAACGAGCCGCUGGUGCAGGAGCUGACAUCCGAGACGGAGCUGGAGCGUGUGGUGCGUAGGCUGGCUCGCGUCAUGUACUGGAGGCUCAACCCCGCGAGGGAGAAGCAGGUGGCUGUGUCCGAGCUGCUGGAGAAUGUGGGCCAGGUUGAUGGGCAUGAGGGCGGGGCCCAGCCUGGCCCUGUCCCCAAGUCCUUACAGAAGCAGAGGCGGAUGCUGGAGCGUCUGGUCAGCAGAGAGUCCAAACGCUUCCUCACCCUGGACGACUUUGUGGAGAUCACCAAGAAGUACGCCAAGGGCAUCAUCCCCCAGGACGUGUGCCUGCAGGGCGAGGACGAGGACGAGGACGAUGAGCUGGCUGGGAAGAGCCCCGAGGACUUGCCGCUGCGCCUGAGGCUGGUCAAAUAUCCCCUGCACGCCAUCAUGGAGAUCAAGGAGUACCUGAUCGACUUGGCCUCCAAGGCGGGCAUGCACUGGCUGUCCACCAUCGUGCCCACCCACCACCUCAACGCCCUGCUCUUCUUCUUCAUCAUCAGCAACCUGACCAUCGACUUCUUCGCCUUCUGCAUCCCCCUGGUGGUCUUCUACCUGUCCUUCCUCUCCAUGGUCAUCUGCACCCUCAAGGUCUUCCAGGACAGCAGGGCCUGGGAGAGCUUCCGCACGCUCACCAGCCUGCUGCUGCGCUUCGAGCCCAGCCUGGAUGUGGAGCAGGCCGAGGGCAACUUCAGCUGGAACCACCUGGAGCCCUACGUCCACUUCCUGCUGUCCGUCUUCUUCGUCAUCUUCUCCUUCCCCGUUGCCAGCAGGGACUGGGUCCCCUGCUCCGAGCUGGCGCUGGUGGCCAUCUUCUUCACGGUGACCAGCUACGCCAGCCUGGGCACCUCUGCCGAGCCCCACACCCGCCGAGCGCUGGUCACCGAGGUGAUGGCCGGCCUGCUGUCGCUGCUGCCCAGCCUGCCCUUCGAGUGCCAGCCGCUGAAGCUGCUGGGCCAGGCCCUGUUCCGAGUGCCACUGGGCCGCCUGGUGGUGCUCAACGUGAGCAUGCCCUGCCUGCUCUACCUGCACCUCUUCUACUGCUUCUUCCGCAUGGCGCGGCUCAGGCGCUUCAAGGGCACCUACUGCUACCUGGUGCCCUACCUGGUCUGCUUCAUGUGGUGCGAGCUGGCGGUGGAGCUGCUGCUGGAGUCCACUGGCCUGGGGCUGGUGCGCGCCUCAAUCGGCUACCUGCUCUUCCUCUUCGCGCUGCCCGCCAUGACCAUCGGGCUGGCCCUCAUGGGCCUGCUGCAGCUGGGACGCUGGGUGCUGUCACUGGAGCUGACCAAGGUGGUGGCCGUCCUGGCGGCCUGCGGCAUCCCGCUGCUGCUGCGCUGGGGCCGCGGGGCCCGCGCCUCCGUGUCAGAUGCGCUGCGGUCGCUCACGCGCAGUUCCGUGGUCAAGCUCAUCCUAGUCUGGGUCUCGGCCGUGGUGCUCUUCUGCUGGUUCUACGUGUACCGCUCAGAGGGCAUGAAGGUGUACAACUCCACACUGACCUGGCCUCAGUACAGCGCCCUGUGCGGGCCGCGCGCCUGGCGCGAGACUAACAUGGCCCGCACGCAGAUCCUCUGCAGCCACCUGGAGGGCCACCGGGUCACCUGGACAGGCCGCUUCAAGUACGUGCGCGUGACAGAGAUAGAAAACAGCGCCGAGGCGGCCGUCAACAUGCUGCCCUUCGCCGCGGGCGACUGGCUGCGCUGCCUGUACGGCGAGGCGUACCCGGCCUGCGGCACCCAGGGUGCGCCCACCGCGGAGCCGGAGCUGUGCCGCCUCUCGCUGCUGGCCAAGCACCGCUGCCACAUCAAGCGCUUUGACCGCUACAAGUUCGAGCUCACGGUAGGCAUGCCGCCCGGCGGCCCCGAGGCGGAGGACGACGUCACCAAGGACAUCGUGCUGCGGGCCAGCAAUGAGUUCCGCGCCGUGCUGCUCGGCCUGCGCCAGGGCAGCCUCGUGGAGUUCAGCACUGUGCUCGAGGGCCGGCUGGGCAGCAAGUGGCCCGUCUUCGAGCUCAAGGCCAUCAGCUGCCUGAACUGCCCGGCCCAGCCCCUGCCAGCCCCCCGGCACGUGAAGCUGGAGCAGGACUGGCGCGGCUCUGCCCACGGCGCCCUCAAGUUUGCCUUCAACUUCUUCUUCUUCCCCUUCCUGUCAGCCGCCUGAGGGCAGGGCGCCCCGGGGCCCUGGUGUGUAUGAGGUGUGCAUGUGGGUGUGUGUAUGUAUGUGUGUUUUGGGGGGUGUGUGUGCGAGUUGCGUGCCUGGUGCGUGGGUGUGUAUAUGCGUGUGCGUAUAAAUGUGUGCACAUGUGGGCGCUUGUGAUACAUGUGCAGGCCUGUUCGUGGUGUGUACCUAUUCAUGAGUGCACGUGUGGGUGCUGGGGGGGUGUUUGUGGUACGCCUGCAUGUGUAUCUGAGUGUGCGUGUGUGAUGUGUGCACGCGUGUGAGUGCACACACGAGCUCACAUUGGUGGGUGAACCCAGGCUUCCCGACCUGCACACACCCCGUUGACAUGCACCACCCCCACACCCACCCA